Messenger RNA from Neolamprologus brichardi, 3826 nucleotides. Lineage: Eukaryota; Metazoa; Chordata; Actinopteri; Cichliformes; Cichlidae. The record is from RefSeq and is a predicted model, not a curated record.
GAAGCUCACUUGUUUAUACCUUCUAGGUUUUUGUCUACAUACUUUAGGAAAUGUGGCACCUUUUAAGUGCAAAUGUGAUGUGAGGAACCGUAAAGUUUUUUUUAAACUGAGAAUUUUACACUGACAUUACAGUAGUGUUACAUACUUGUACAUACUCGUUUUUUAUGAAAUCUUGUUGGACAAAUGAACAAGCUGAUGUCAAACAUUAGUCACUUUAUGCAGCUAGGUUGUGUUAAUUUACUCUUUGUGUGAGCCAUUGUGGAGAAAGUAAAGGAAAACAUGUCGCUUUACUGACAUUAGAUGUGACGUUGCGUCUUGAUUUGCUGCUAAUAUUAUCCUUCAAUCUGCUGCCCAUAAGGCUUAGAUGUCUGCUUCAUAAGGGCCUUCUCAGGUACCCCACACUAUAACUUCUUAUCACAAAGGUGCAUUCAUGUAAUGUUUUGAAGCACUGGGUACUGUGUGACCACAGAACAAGGACAUGAUUCAGCACAGUCAGCUAAGCUAAUCUUUUAUUGCACACUAGUUGGGUUUUAACUGAUAACCAUACUUCAGUGAGCUAUGUCCCGCGCACGCUCUCAGCAGUCUCCCACUCUGGUCCCUGGCUCCGUCUAACCAGGUGACCCUGGUGAGAUAAGAUAAAUCUUUGUUCUCUCUUGUUUGCUCCUCUUCUGAGCUCCUGGCAGUCCACCUGGGCAGGUAUAUGACCUAUAUAAAUGUGUGGAGCCUGACAGUUGACUGGAAAACAGAGGAAGAUCUAAGACUUGUUUAUUACAAACGCCGCUAUAGUUCUGGCCGCUGGCUUUUUACAGUCUUCACUGGGUGAAGUGUGGAUGGCUCGGAUAAUGCAUGGAGGUGGCGAGGGAUCACUCGACCGUCUCCUCCCCUCGGUAAGCACAGGCCUCUCGCCCAGGAAAAGGACAACCAGCCAGUGUAAGUCAGAGCCUCCUCUGCUACGCACCUCCAAGCGAACAAUCUACACUGCUGGUCGCCCACCCUGGUACAACGAGCAUGGAACACAGUCCAAAGAGGCAUUUGUCAUUGGCCUGUGUGGUGGCAGCGCUUCAGGAAAGACAACUGUAGCAAGGAAAAUCAUAGAAGCUUUAGAUGUACCCUGGGUUGUACUACUCUCAAUGGACUCUUUUUACAAGGUCCUGUCCCCAGAGCAGCAGGCGAUGGCUGCCAGUAACGACUAUAACUUUGACCACCCAGAUGCCUUUGACUUUGAUUUGCUGACACACACCUUGCGCAAACUCAAACAGGGCAAGAGCGUGAAAAUCCCUGUGUAUGACUUUACAACUCACGGGAGACAAAAGGACUGGAAAACAGUUUAUGGAGCCAGUGUUAUCAUCUUUGAGGGAAUCAUGUCCUUUGCAGAUAAAGAACUGUUGCAGUUGCUGGACAUGAAGAUCUUUGUGGACACAGACUCUGACAUCCGCCUGGUGCGCCGAUUGAGGAGGGACAUUACAGAAAGGGGCCGAGAUAUCGAGGGGGUCAUCAAGCAGUAUAACAAGUUUGUUAAGCCAGCUUUUGAACAAUACAUUGAGCCUACCAUGCGACUGGCUGAUAUCGUGGUGCCACGUGGUGGUGGCAACAUGGUGGCAAUCGACUUGAUCGUACAGCAUGUUCACAGUCAGUUGGAGGAGAGGAAACUUCGCUGGGAUAUGGCAGCCCUGGCUUCUGCACACCAGGCCCAACCCCUCCCCCAGACCCUCAGCGUUCUGGAGAGCACACCUCAAGUCAGGGGCAUGCACACCAUCAUCAGAAACAAGGAGACCAGUCGCGAUGAGUUCAUCUUUUACUCUAAGAGGUUGAUGCGGCUGCUGAUUGAACGAGCCCUCUCCUUCCUCCCCUCACAGGUCCACAUAGUGCAGACCCCUCAGGGAGAGGAUUACGAGGGAAAGACUUUCCACGGAAAGAGGAUCACAGGGGUGUCCAUCCUGAGAGCCGGGGAGACCAUGGAGCCGGCUCUGAGGGCCGUCUGCAAAGACGUCCGCAUCGGCAAGAUCCUCAUCCAGACCAACCAGGACACUGGAGAGCCAGAGCUCCAUUAUCUUCGUCUACCGAAAGACAUCAGUGAGGACCACGUGAUUCUAAUGGACUGCACUGUGUCCACUGGAGCUGCUGCCAUGAUGGCCGUGCGAGUCCUGCUGGAUCAUGAUGUUCAAGAGGACAAGAUCCUGCUGGUUUCUUUGCUCAUGGCUGAAAUGGGAGUCCAUUCUGUGGCUUACGCGUUCCCGCAGGUCAAAAUCAUCACCACGGCUGUCGACAAGAAAGUCAACGAUCUCUUUCACAUCAUACCUGGAAUAGGAAACUUUGGAGAUCGGUAUUUUGGAACAGACGCACCGCCUGACUGGAGUGAUGAAGACAUGGAUGAGCCCAGUUACUAAAUCAACUGCUGUCAGUUGACUUACUUUUUGAGAGAUUCGGGGCUGUGCUCCUGGACGAUAUGAAGACAUACCAUUUGCCCCCGUACGGCUGCUGUUGAAGAGAAGAAAAAUAUUGCUUAUUUGUAUCUGUUUGGUUUUUUUAAAUAAUGUUAUUUAAAUUUGUGUUAAAUAUAUUUUUUAUUUGUACAGAAUGUAAUAAGGUCAGAGGGUUUUAGCACUUAAAUUGUGACAAUCUCUAUCGACUUCUGCAGAAAUGUUCUGAAAAGAUUUUUCUAGCCUUAAACCAUGUACUGUGGACGACACAACUGAAUGUGAAAUUGCAUGUGACAUAAAAGGAAAAGAAAGAAAAAAAGAAGUAAACUUUUUAAGGUUAUUUUUUACCACGCACCUUCCUCACAACUUUCACAAAAGUAAAAUCAGAACAUGAACUCAUGUUGCUCAACUUCCAUCGCCAUGAGCACUUUCUGAAGGACCAUUCAAUCGGAAAAUGUGUAGGUGUAUUUUUUUUUUUGUCUCCCUUUUUUUUUUUUUAGCACACUGGUUCACUCUUUUCCUUCUCUGUGGAUGCUGACCUAACCAGUUGAAAAGGAUGUUGAAAAGCAUUUUUCAUUAUACGGCUUUAAGUGCGUACUUGUGGUGCGUAUUUAUGCAGAAUGUCGCUCAUUUGCAUAUUUUUUUACUAUGGAUAGUCCUGACCAGUCAGCGAGCAACUCGUACGUCUUUUUGUUGCAGUGAAAAUGGGUCAUCUUCAUUUAUGUGAAGUGUUUAUUUUAGUCUCUCAGAUCCCAAUUUAUCCCUCCAUUUUUUAUUUGUUUCAGCAGCGCAUCAGAUUGUUUGUUCAAAAAUGGCUUUUGUGGACAUAUGAACUCAAAAUAUCCAAAGGUCACAAAGAGUCCUGAUAGUGCCUCAUCUUUAAACUGUCACGCUAAAAAUGAAUGAGAUCUGUCAAUGCCAUUGCCUGUUUAACAUUUCCUUACUGUUUGCUGAAAAUGAUGCUUUAGUUUGCCAAACACGAGGUGCUUCGCUUCAUCCUUGCGGGUAUACGAGUCCGGGAUAUUUGAGGAAAGUUGUCUAUAAACUUCUGAUAUUAUAAACCGGGCCAUAAUUACCAUUACACGGUGUUCAGUUUAACAACAUUUUCUAUGUUUUCACAGUUAUUUGCUUUUUUGAGGAAAGGAUUCAUAAAACAACAAAGGAAAAAACAAAAACAUUGCACUGAAACUGUAAAUCUGUUCUGUCACACACGCAGCAAGUUCACCUUCAAAUAUUAAUUGUGUGUUAAUGUACAUUAAAUGUGCACGGGUAUGAACCGAUUGUGUUAUGUAGCCUCAUUGGGUUUUACUCAUCUGCAUGUUUUGAUUUUGUUUCUUUUUGGGACUUUGUUUGGUUUUGUUUUGCUUUUUUAAAAUAUUGAAUAAAAGUGCAAUACAACUUUUAAA